AUGAAGACCUGGGUCGUUCUAGCCUUCUUGUUGGCAUCAACAUCGACCGCAUCAAUCAUGAGCGCUAACGAGAACGGGAUUCUCGUCACCCGCCAAGCUGUGAUUGCACUUGUGAUGAUUGCGCUGGUGGCAACGGCCCUCCGAAACUGUUAUAGUUUGCAUAUCAGAAGACACCGGCUCUGGAAGGAGGUGCUUACAGAUAUCUGGUUCCUUGGUUCUCUUGCCCUUGCUCGAGUUUGA
This is a messenger RNA of Drepanopeziza brunnea f. sp. 'multigermtubi' MB_m1, 240 nucleotides long. Lineage: Eukaryota; Fungi; Ascomycota; Leotiomycetes; Helotiales; Drepanopezizaceae. The record is from RefSeq and is a predicted model, not a curated record.